GCUCCAUGGAUGGAAUGGCGCGGACCCACUUUUGUCGGGAUCCCCACAUCAGGCAUCCACAUGAACGACCUUCCCCAAUCGCCCUUUCUCAACUAUACAGAAAGUAAAUAGUCCAAUAUGACCUCUAAGCCCCAUAUAGGCUUUCUGGAUCUCCCAGCUGAAAUACGCAACGAAAUUUAUGCAUUCCUCAUUGAGGAUGUAGAUACCAACGUUGGUCACAAAACCAUCCGUCUCAGACCACGAACCGAGUUUUCAAGCCACUGGCGAAGGAAGAAUCCGCAUCGAGGAGAAGUGUAUGCUUUGAAUCAAGUCUGUCGCGCUACACGACGCGAAUUCGGCCCGCUCUACGUAGCGCAGAUCACGCACCGCCUUCGCGUCGACGAGCAACUCCUCCCACUAUUCCUACAUGAUUUCUUCCUAAGCAAGGAAGUCGAAUGCAACUUUGCAUUGAAACCUCAGAAGAUCGAGAUUGAGCUCCCCUACCCGCUGGGCGGCAAGCUUCUACGCCUCGACAUCCUUCCACUUCUCACCUUCUGCCUCGGCAAUGAAGAUAUCCAAUGCUCGUUUCUCAACAAGUUUGGACCAAUGCCGGAGCUGAACGCUCUGUUCUGGGAUCAUGCUGUGGCGUGGGGCGAAGCUAUUCUCGAUGAUCUUUCAAAGAUUCUGGUGCAUACGCCUUCCGGUACAACGACGGUCGUAGAUCUGUUUUUCCGAGGAGAUUCUCAACACGCUUUCAUUAGUGACAUCAAACGUCCAGGACAGAGGGUGCCUGACAGCAUGCAUGGGUAUUUGAGAGCCUUGGGGAGGGCGACAUGGGAUCCAAGAGUCGGCGUUUGGAACCCGCAUGGCAGGAUAGAGUUUGUUGUGUCCAGAGGGCCAUCGCUGAUAGCGAGUGAGAAGUCGAAAGGCUCCAACAAAGUAUUUCAGACGCAGUACAGGUUGGUAGAAGAUUGACGUUUGAUUAUGACGCAGCUUUAUUCGCUUUGAGUUCUACGGAUACAUCCCCCCUUUCCUCUGCUGCAUUUCUUCCAUCACUGAAGCCAACGAGAUCUUGUUUUACCGACGCUUUUAUGUGCAUAUGACUGGUCUUACGUACAUGUUC
Messenger RNA from Boeremia exigua, 1102 nucleotides. RefSeq lists its product as uncharacterized. The record is from RefSeq and is a predicted model, not a curated record. The transcript is spliced from 2 exons. NCBI's taxonomy places the organism in Eukaryota, Fungi, Ascomycota, Dothideomycetes, Pleosporales, Didymellaceae. The coding region runs from base 118 to 954 and encodes 278 amino acids.